Messenger RNA from Sinocyclocheilus grahami, 1757 nucleotides. It is a transcript of the gene tmc6a, whose product is annotated as transmembrane channel-like 6a. Bases 84 to 1757 code for a protein of 557 amino acids. Gene Ontology annotation, molecular function: mechanosensitive monoatomic ion channel activity. Lineage: Eukaryota; Metazoa; Chordata; Actinopteri; Cypriniformes; Cyprinidae. The record is from RefSeq and is a predicted model, not a curated record. The transcript has 14 exons. Gene Ontology annotation, cellular component: plasma membrane.
AAAACUUUGAACAGUGUAUCUUCCUUUUUAGACUGUGCUGGAAUCUUUGCGUAGCAACAGCUGUUUAGCUCUAGACAGUCUGGAUGGCUGCAUCCCAGAUCAUGGAGAUGACUUCCAGUGAAGAUGAAGACCAAGACCUGAUUGAGCUCGAGGCUAUUAGGAGACCAUACAGAGCAGUGAAAUUUGAUCUGACACAUUCAAAUCAAGAAGCUCAGCAUUACCAUGAGCCCAAACACACGGAUGCCCUGAACAGGAAUAGCUGGUCUUCUUCGACCCAGAAGGUCCUGUCCUCCAUGCCUAGCCGCUCUAUCAGAUUUAAUCAGUCGACUGCGCUCUCCCGAUCCACCAAGACGAUUUAUAUAGCGCUUUAUUGUGUUUUGUGUGGUGGCUGCUACUGUAGAGUCUCCCAGCAGAAAUCCAUACAGCUCUGGCAGGGAGUGCUUAAAAACAUCAGUGCUCACUUCGGCACUGGGAUUCUGUCCUAUUUCAUCUUCCUCAGAAGACUGUUACAUUACAACAUCAUCCUCUUCCUCAUCACCGGCCUUUUCCUGGUCCUGCCACAAAUCUCGAAUCCUCCAUCAUCAAAAAACAAACCCGCAGCCACAGCUGACCUCUGGAUGCUUACUGGCAUGGGCAUUCUCACAGACUCUGUGAUGUUUUAUGGCCACUAUGCCAACUCCACCAAUGAAAAAUGCAAAGCAGAAAUAAAACUCUGUCCAGAAAAUUACAACAUGCCACUGGCGUAUAUUUUUACUAUUGGAGCAGGCAUGUUUAUCACAUGUGUACUUCUUGUUUACAGUAUAUCUAAAUCAUCCGGAAAGAGUUUCUGCAUAUUCAAGACUACCAGUAACCUAGCUUUAAAGGUUUUCUGCUCUUGGGAUUUUAAAGUCAGCAAGAAACGGUCUGUUAAGCUGCAGUCGGUGAACAUCUGCAUUCAGCUGAAGAAAGCUGUUGAUUUGCUGAAACUGCCUUUGGUCAUGUCUUGCAUCAGUCAUCUACUGCCUGGUUUCUUCGACAUGUUAUCCAGGGUGGAGCAUUACGACUCCACAAGCACUCCGAUUUAUGUGUCCAUUGUAAGGAACCUGUUGUUGAAGGGUUGCAUUUUUAGUGUAUUGUGUUACUACUGGCUCGAGAAAAUUUCUGGCGGGAAGAAUGGACAAAAUACACAGCAGUGCUGGGAGACAUUGAUUGGUCAAGAGCUUUACCGUUUGGUUUUAAUGGAUCUGCUAUUUGCGAUGUCGUACAUCGUCUUGGCAGAGUUUCUGUGGGGGCUGUGUAUUAGAAACAUCACAUUCAGAAGAAGGAAACUAGAGUUUGACAUCGCACGAGAUGUUCUGGAGCUCAUCUACGGUCAAACACUUGUGUGGUUUGGUGUGCUGUUUUCACCACUGUUGCCUGCAGUUCAAAUUGGGAAACUGUUUCUACUGUUCUACUUCAAAAAGACGAGUUUGAUGAUGAACUUUCAACCACCCAGGAAACACUGGAGGGCCACUCAGAUGAGCACAUUCUUCAUUAAACUCCUGUUUCUCCCCUCCUUCACUGGGGCCCUUGCAUGUGUCAUUUAUACAAUGUGGAGGGUCAAGCCCUCAUCAGAUUGUGGGCCCUUCAGUAACCUCCGCAGCAUGCUUCUCUUAGGCAAGACGUGGAUCAGGGACCUGGGCAAGUCGAAUCCCAGUAUGUUGUGGCUCAGCUGGGCUUAUAAUAACCUGGUGGACAACCCUUUGUUCCUCUUCAUCACUGCAGGCCUGUUCCUGUGA